This is a messenger RNA of Saccharomycopsis crataegensis, 1764 nucleotides long. Its product is annotated as Vht1 protein. Gene Ontology annotation, biological process: transmembrane transport. The transcript is spliced from 2 exons. Gene Ontology annotation, molecular function: transmembrane transporter activity. Gene Ontology annotation, cellular component: membrane. Bases 1 to 1764 code for a protein of 587 amino acids. The record is from RefSeq and is a predicted model, not a curated record. Lineage: Eukaryota; Fungi; Ascomycota; Saccharomycetes; Ascoideales; Saccharomycopsidaceae.
AUGGCAAUUCCUUGGUAUAUCCCUCACAAGAGACAUAUUGUUGAUACUAAUGAAUACAAAAAUGACAAAGACCAUGACUCUAUGUCCCGAAAUAGUGAUGUAUACCCAGUUUUAACUACUACUGAAGGCAAAUCGUACAAAAUCAAGGAGUUUAGAGAUGAAGCCAAGAGACCUUGGUGGAAAUUCUUUGAUGAAUUCGAGUAUCGUGAUUCAACACAAUUGACAAACCAACGGAAAUGGUACCAAUGGUUUGAACCAGGGGCAACCCCCCAAGAAAAGAAGCUUAUCCUUAAGUUAGAUUUUUUGAUUGCCUUUUAUUCCUUCUUGGCCUAUUGGAAUAAAUAUUUGGACUCAGCUAAUCUUAAUAACUCCUACGUUUCUGGAAUGAAGGAGGAUUUGAAUAUGAAAGGCAAUGAUUUAAUAAAAACUCAAGUUUGCUUUACUGUUGGUAACAUCAUUUUCGAACUUCCAAUGAUGUAUAUUCUUCCAAGAUUGCCUAUCAACUAUGUAUUGCUUAUUAGUGAAAUGGGUUGGUCAAUAUUCACCAUUUUUUUGUUUUCAGUAAAGAACCUUUCUCAAUUACAAGCUCUAAGAUUCUUUGUUGGGGCUUUUGAAGCAGCUUAUUAUCCUUCAAUCCAUUAUGUAUUGGCCAGUUGGUAUAAACCUACAGAAAUAUCUAGACGUGGUGCUCUUUUCUUUUCAGGCCAGUUCUUAGGAGUAUUAACUGCUGGUCUCAUACAAGGCUCUGUAUAUGAUACCCUUAAUGGAUACAAUGGUAUGAGUGGUUGGAGAUGGUGUUUUUUGAUUGAUGGAAUUAUUUCCGUGGCAAUUGCUCUUGUUGGAUUUCUUAUGAUUCCCGGGACCCCAUUCUCCUGUUAUUCUAUAUGGCUCACCGACGAGGAGAUCUUACUCGCUAGAAAACGCAUGCAUGAUAACGGCAAUGAUAUUUCAACUUCUACAAAAUCUUUUUUCAACAAGGAAGACUGGAAGAAAGCUCUUGGUACCUGGCAUGUUUAUUUAUUAUCAAUAAUUCAAAUCCAAGGAUUCAAUUCCAACAGUGCAUCUUCUGGGUCAUUUCUUUUAUGGCUUAAGUCCUUAAACAGAUACUCGAUUUCAAAGAUUGAUAAUUUAGGUGCUGUACCCCCAGCAGUUGGGAUUUUUUACGUGUAUUUAGUAAGUUUUGGAGCCGACUUCACUCACAAAAGAUUCGGGUUUACGAUCUUUUCAUUUCUCAUGAAUUUCAUAGGGAAUGUGAUUCUUGCAAUAUGGGAUGUCAAGGAACUGGCUAAAUGGGUUGGGUUCAUGUUUGCUUACUGGUCUUGGUCUCAAUCUUCAGUAUUCAACACUUUAAUUAGUGAUUUCUUUCGUCGUGAUAAUAAUGUUAGGGCAAUUGCCUGGAUGAUUCAAUAUAUAAUUGGGCUCCAGUCUACUGCCUGGAUGAGUUACAUUCAAUUUCCUACCGUCCAAAGUCCUCGCUUCCAUCGAGGGUUUCUGAUGUGUGCUGGUUUUUCCAUGGGAUUCGUUAUCUGCUUUAGUUUUGCCUACCUUCUUUAUAAACGUGAUGAGCGUAGAGAGGCACUAGAGAAUGGAAUUUAUCUCUAUAAUAGUGAAAAGGAAGAAAUACCUGAUUUCGUCAGAGAAAACUUCCAUAAAGCAUAUCCAGAUAAAGAAUCUCUUGAGGAACAAAUAUAUCCAGAAAAGCAGUUAAUUGAGGAUCAAGAUAUUAAGAAAUCUACUUUGUCUAGCAAAGAAAAUUUAGAUUAG